AUGUCUGACUAUCUCACAAUAGCAGAUCUAGGAGAUCUAUACAUAGCUACAUUUGAUGCUCGAACCAAGUGGAGAAACUUCUUGCUAGUUCUUAAAAUACCCUCGGAUACCAUUGACAGCAUUGGUACGAAAUGGCGAGAUAAUCCUGAUGAGUGCUAUCGUGAGGGUUUGAAAGAAUGGCUGAAAGGUGGUGAGAGAAGCUGGGAAGAUGUUGUCAAAGCUUUGUCAAGUCCCAUCGUGGGUGAAGCUCACAUAGCCAGGACCAUCGAGAAAGAUCAUCCUUGUGCAAGCAAUCCUAAAAGAAUAAAAUUACAAAUUGACGAAAACCGCCAGAAGAUCAACGAUGAUCUAACUGUUUUCUUAGACGAACGACUCGGUAGUGGUGCAUUUGGAGCAGUCUUCAAAGGCAGCUUCAAGGGUAAUCUUUGUGCUAUCAAACUUCUACAUCACAUUGCUAUGGAGAUGCAGGCAAGUAUUCCAGUCGGUAAAAACGAAGAAGCUAGCGAUGCAAUUGAUCGUGAGAGUGAUUUUCUCAAGUCGUUCCAUCACCCAAACGUUGUUCAGUUUUUGGCGACUGCUAAGCACCCCAAAUCAGGUGGUACAAUCCUCGUUGUUGAGCUGAUGGAUUGCAAUCUGAGAUCCUAUUUCUCUGGCCUUGAUGAAGAGUCCCUCACUAGCGAAUGUGAAAUUAGCCUCAUCAAAGACAUGGCUUGUGGUCUGGCCUACAUUCACAGCAAGCAGAUUAUCCACCGUGACCUCUGUGGCGAUAACGUCUUGCUAAAGCUAACACAGCCAGUGCCUAUCGCAAAAAUUUCCGACUUUGGUAUGUCACGGCUAUACGAUCCCUCCAAGUUUAGCCACACCCUCACGGCCGUUAGUCACCGUAUGGGGUAUCUACCUCUCGAGGCUAUUCGAUUGGACAAGGAGAAUUACGAUAAUAGCGUCGAUGUUUUUUCCCUUGGGGUGAUUAUGGUACAGAUUGUUCGCAAGCUGAAGACGGUCAAAUCUGUGGAAGAUCGAUCAUUCUAUGUUUCUCAGAUCCCUCACACACACAGGUUGAGGAAGCUUAUCGACAGUUGCUUGCAAGAAGACAUGGGGAAGAGACCAUCUGCCAGGGACAUCUAUGCUUCACUGACAAGCGACUCUGACACAGUGGAGGCAACAAAGAGCAAGUCAAAGGGCACUCAACCAGUCAAGAAGGGUCCCCCUCCCAGAGAGUUGAGAUCUCCACUCACUCUGAAAUGGAGAAGAGGAAAAGACAUGCCAAUGAAGAUGAGCACCUCGGUACAGAGUGUUGUUAUCAGUUACAUGGUGUAUGUUGGUGGAGGUGAUGCAGACAAUGAUCGUGACAGGUGUACAGUGAUGAAGCUUGAGCAAGAUAAAUGGACCGAACUCCCAGAGUACACUGCCAAGUACUUCGCUAUGAUAUCACUCGCUAAUCGACUAGUGCUGGUGGGAGGAUUUGAUAUAAGAAACAAAAACCGUACGAAUCAGCUUGCAGUGUUUGAGUCAGGAGAAUGGACUCACCCGUACCCACUAAUGAAAAUUGCUCGUUCUUCCUCAACAGCUGUCUCCUUCAACAACCACAUAAUUGUAGCUGGUGGGCGUGAUGAUAAAGGACGUACCUCCUCUGUAGAGGUGUUGGUCGUGGCAUCAAGAAAAUGGUACCUUGCUCAGUCACUACCUAACCCACAAUCAGUAUUGAAAUCAACUCUCAUAGGAAACACCCUCUACCUAAUGGGAGGGCGGGAUCACGCGCACUAUGUCGACCUCAGUGAACUCAUUGCAAAAGCCCUUUCCAACCUGGACACACCCACUCUCUGGCAGACCUUACAGGAAGUACCACUCGUGUGGUCAGCUCCUCUCAGUAUUGGGAGGUCACUAUUAUCCGUUGGUGGAGAGGACGACGGAGGCAAUCCAAGUUCAUCGAUCCACCUCUACCAGCCUGACACUAGGAGGUGGGUGAAAGUGGGAUACCUGCCUACUGCACGAUACCACUGCACAUGCUCAGUACUUCCUAGUGGAGAGAUCAUUGUAGCCGGAGGACAGACAGAUCCAUCUAUUUUUAUAAACACAGUUGAUUUCUUCUUUAUAAGUGCUAAUUAGUUAUUGUCUCUUUAUAAUGUAACAUGCAGUUGUGCAUUGAGUAUCAUGUUCUCUACAAAAACAAUUAUAUUUUAGUUAC
Molecule: messenger RNA, 2185 nt
Organism: Halichondria panicea
Lineage: Eukaryota; Metazoa; Porifera; Demospongiae; Suberitida; Halichondriidae
Exons: 4
Coding region: 1-2106 (701 amino acids)
Biological process (GO): protein phosphorylation
Molecular function (GO): protein serine/threonine kinase activity; ATP binding; protein binding
Source: RefSeq, a predicted model, not a curated record